UAUAAAUAUAUAUACAUAUUUAUACACAACACAAAUUCACAAUAUAUAUAAAAAAUGACUAUUGGCGUUCCCAUUAAACUUCUCCAUGAAGCACAAGGUCACAUCAUUACUUUAGAAUUAAAGACAGGACAGCUUUAUCGUGGAAAAUUAUUAGAAGCCGAAGAUAACAUGAAUGUUCAAUUAAAAGAUAUUACAGUGACUGCACGCGAUGGCCGAGUUUCACAAUUGGAUCAAGUUUAUAUUCGUGGAUCUCACGUUCGAUUCUUUAUUGUACCUGAUAUGUUGAAGAAUGCUCCCAUGUUUAAAGGAGCUGGUCCUGGUGGCCUUAAAGGAAGAGGUAUUGGCUUGGGUAGAGGAAGAGCUACUGUUGCACGUGCUCAACAAGCAAGAGGAAGAGGUCGUGGAUUUAGAGGACGUGGUGCCCCACCUAGAUAUUAGAUGGAGCAUUAUUGUUUUAUUUUGAUUAUAUAUAUUGAAGGCUAUCAAGAAGGUGCAUAAAUAAUUCAGUAAAUAUACACAGCAAAAGAAUUAUUAAAAGAAAAAAAAAUACAUAAACAUUUUAUAUAUGGAUGUAA
Messenger RNA from Cokeromyces recurvatus, 575 nucleotides. RefSeq lists its product as uncharacterized. Gene Ontology annotation, biological process: spliceosomal snRNP assembly; RNA processing. NCBI's taxonomy places the organism in Eukaryota, Fungi, Mucoromycota, Mucoromycetes, Mucorales, Mucoraceae. Gene Ontology annotation, cellular component: spliceosomal tri-snRNP complex; U2 snRNP; U4 snRNP. Gene Ontology annotation, molecular function: RNA binding. The record is from RefSeq and is a predicted model, not a curated record. Bases 55 to 438 code for a protein of 127 amino acids. The transcript has 3 exons.